Quercus lobata is the source of this 765-nucleotide messenger RNA. RefSeq lists its product as uncharacterized. The transcript has 2 exons. NCBI's taxonomy places the organism in Eukaryota, Viridiplantae, Streptophyta, Magnoliopsida, Fagales, Fagaceae. Bases 1 to 765 code for a protein of 254 amino acids. The record is from RefSeq and is a predicted model, not a curated record.
AUGCGAGAAGAAGAGACAUUGAAGGCCUAUUCAGACAGGUACUGGGAAAUGUAUAAUGAGAUAGAGGGAAAUUACGAUGAUGUCGCCAUUAGUACGUUCAAGAGGGGCCUGCCGACAGAGCAUGGCUUAAGGAAAUCCCUGACUGGGAAACCGGUCACUAGUGUGCACCAACUCAUGGACAUAAUUGACAAGUACAAAAGGGUCGAGGAAGACCAGCAGACGGGAAAGGGCAAAGUGAAGGUUGUCCCUCAGGAGAGGAGGGACUUCAGGUCGGACCAUAUUAUCAAUAGUAACAGGCCGAGAAGAGAUUACUCAGAGCAGUCUGGAUCCACUGGGGCGCAGGCAGUUCAUGCUGUGUUCCAAGAACCAUUACACAAGAUCCUAGAGAAGAUAAAGCACGAACUGUUCUUUCAAUGGCCAAGCAGGAUGGAACAGUCAAACACCGAAACCAGGCAAAGCACAUUAAGGCCACCCAUUGGCACAAUAAAUGUCAUUCUUGCUGCAUCUAGAAGGACUGGUUCCCAUCCUUUCAGAGUAAUGUUAGUGGGCAGGCUCCCGGCUGAAGCGGACAACAGGGAAUCCAAGAGGGCUAAAGCAAUUGCCAUGCCCUUAAUCGGAUUCUCGAAUGAAGACAAACAGGGAACCUUUCAACCCCACGAUGAUGCCCUAGUCGUCACGCUCAGAAUCGGAGGAUACGACGUGAAGAGGGUGCUAGUUGAUCAAGGCAGUGCCGUGGAAGUAAUGUAUCCCGACUUGUAUAAAUGA